Molecule: messenger RNA, 495 nt
Organism: Humulus lupulus (European hop)
Lineage: Eukaryota; Viridiplantae; Streptophyta; Magnoliopsida; Rosales; Cannabaceae
Exons: 1
Coding region: 1-495 (164 amino acids)
Source: RefSeq, a predicted model, not a curated record
AUGAAUACUGGCCAGAAACUUACAGCCUAUGGUAGUGAUCCUGUACGAGACAUUCACCUAUAUAGAAGUACCGUCGGUGCACUGCAAUAUGCUACAAUAACCAUACCAGAAAUUUCAUACAGUGUCAACAAAGUUUGCCAAUUUAUGCAAUCUCCAAUUGAAGCUCAUUGGCAAGUGGUAAAGUGCAUUCUAAGAUACUUGGCUGGUUCCUUAGACAUGGGUUUGUAUCUCCAACCAAGUUCCAAACUCAACAUUGAAGCCUUUUGUGAUGCCGAUUGGGCAUCUCACCCAGAUGAUCGUCGCUCCACCACUGGUUAUUGCAUUUUCCUUGGUCAUAAUCUCAUAUCAUUGCAGUCAAAGAAACAACAUAUUGUUUCUAGAUCUAGCAUUGAAGCCGAAUAUAGAAGUUUAGCUCACACCGUUGCUAAAAUUUCUUGGCUAAUUGCACUUCUUGAUGAACUACAUCUUCAACCUCAUGUCAUUCCUCACAUCUAG